CAAAAUUUCCAGUGUGUGUAUUCAAGUUUGUGUUAGUUUACGAGUGGGGUUUCCACAGUAGGCGUAGCCUCGUUCCAGAUACGCGUGCACACAGGAAGUCCCACGCUUGUUUCUGGCAUGCUGCAGUCUCAAACAGUUCUUUCGGCUCCUCUCCAUGGCUCGGGUGGGCAACCAUAACCAAAUGGACCAGGUGGUAUUACUGGAACUAGUCCACGGUUCCUGCACGUUCUGCUCCUCUUUUCUCCUCAAACCGGAGGACUCUUUGAAGUCGCGCGUGUUCCUGUUAAGCGAGAAUACAAGUUCUGAGGUUGUUGGCGCGCACGCGCUCGAAGGAGUCAAUGUGACGGAGCGCAUGGUUGCCUUCAAGAAGCGAAUAGACGAGCUCGGUGCAACUCGCGUGACCGUACACACGAGCGUGCGGGGGCGCGCGCUGUUGACUCAGCAGCAGCGGCUCCUUUUUACGUCACUCUACUCAUUUGACUACAGGCUGUGUAACGUAACUUGUCCGUGUUGUUCCGAUGUGGCCAACACCGUCUCACCGGACGAAGUGGAGGAAGAAGUAAAGACUUACCUUCAGAGUUUACCACCGCUGAGGGGAGGAAUCAGGUUGCUGACGUCAUCGCUGAUUCCAGAUGCCUUCGGUCAUGGCUUCAGUACUCGUUGUGGCGGGAUUUCUUACAUUCCGACUCUAUCAUCCUUAAACCUGUUCUGCAGCAGCAAAAGGCGCGACCCUAUUGCCAUGGUGAUGGAGAACAGACGCCGUCUUGCGGUGGCAGGAGGGUUUCACCCUAAACUGCUUCGACUGGUCAAGGUGAACCACGCUAAUGAUGUCUGGGUCCUAAAUAAGCCCGAACCAGAAUGCUAUGAUGCUAUGGUGACCAAUCAGAGGGGCGUGGUCCUGGCUGCUCCAGGGGCGGACUGUAUGCCCAUCCUGUUUGCUGAUCUGGAGAAGAAGGUCAUUGGAGUUGCUCACGCAGGCUGGAAGGGGACCCUUAUGGGUGUGGCCAUGGCAACAGUGGACGCCAUGAUAUCGGAGUAUGGCUGUUGCGCGAGUGACAUUUUGGUAGCAGUUGGACCGUCAGUUGGGGCAUGUUGUUUCACACUGGACCAACAAGAAGCCCUGGACUUUAUCAACAUUCACCCAGACUGUGUCCCAGACCCAGGGUCUACCAGACCACAUGUAAACAUUCGACUUGCUAACAGGCUUCUCCUCCAGGAGGGUGGGAUUCUGCCGGAACACAUCCAUGACGACACGUCAACAGGUCGACCCUGUGUGACACUCUGCACUUCAUGUCACCCUCAACUUUUCUUCUCCCACGUCAGAGACGGAAUGAACUUUGGAACACAGAUUGGGUUUCUGUGGAUCAAAGAGAUGGGGGAGAUGGAGACAACGCGUCCUGCAGAAGAGAGGGAAAAGCAAAAAAGACACUAGCUAACAAAAUGAAAAUACAGAUAGAAAACUAACAAUUGUUCAAUAACAAAU
This is a messenger RNA of Cynoglossus semilaevis (tongue sole), 1483 nucleotides long. RefSeq names its product laccase (multicopper oxidoreductase) domain containing 1 (gene lacc1). Gene Ontology annotation, molecular function: copper ion binding. The transcript is spliced from 5 exons. Lineage: Eukaryota; Metazoa; Chordata; Actinopteri; Pleuronectiformes; Cynoglossidae. The record is from RefSeq and is a predicted model, not a curated record. The coding region runs from base 155 to 1432 and encodes 425 amino acids.